GAAGAAGAAGAUUACUUCCUCCCUUUAGAGGACCAACGCGUCUUCGGCGCCGGGAUCCGCCGCAAGCGCGUCCCCUUCGUGCGCUCCUCCGACGGGCCCGACCUCAACACCACCGACGCCGCCCUCCACCGCCAUGCCGCCGCGUCCACCGCACCUAGUACAACGACAGGCGCCACCAUCGCGAACAAAUACCUCUCCAUUGUCCUCUCGAAAUCCGCUACGCCUACCCCGGAAGAGUCCACAGUAGAUUACCCAGCCACAGCUCCAUCCACCACCACCACCACCACCACCACCACGAAUACCCCCACCACCGCUACAGCAGCAGCAGCAGCGAGUCCACAAUCCCACCCCGCACCAACACCACCAUCAACCACCACCCCUCCCCCUCUCGAACACAACAACUCGAACCCGACAUCUCAAAUCUGCCAAAUCUGCAACCUCCCUUACACAGCAGCAUCCUCAUCAGAGACCCAACCCGCAGCAGAAACCACCCCCCAUCCCCACCCCCGCCCCCACGAAGCCUCCCUCGCGCACCAACUCUGCCUCACCCACUCGCAUCCGCCCUCGCACCUGGACCGCACCCGCCCGGGCCUGCGCUACCUGGCCGCCUACGGCUGGGACCCGGACAGUAGGCUGGGGCUGGGGGCGCCGGGGCGGGAGGGGAUCGUGGCGCCGGUGAAAGGGAAAGUGAAGGUUGAUACGGUGGGGUUGGGAGGUGCAGGCCAAGCAUCGGAUGAGGAGGGGGACCACAAAAGACGGAGGCGCGGGGGCGGUCAGGAUGCCGGGGGCACCAGGGGCGGUGGGAAAGUGCAGAAGUUGAAUGCGAAGGAGGUGCGGAGGGGGCAGGUGGAUGCCAGGAAGCGCGGGGAGAGGCUGCGCGAGUUGUUCUACCAGGAUGAGAGGGUUUUGAGGUAUCUUGGGGGUGGUUGA
Molecule: messenger RNA, 930 nt
Organism: Aspergillus aculeatinus CBS 121060
Lineage: Eukaryota; Fungi; Ascomycota; Eurotiomycetes; Eurotiales; Aspergillaceae
Product: putative G-patch domain protein
Exons: 1
Molecular function (GO): nucleic acid binding
Source: RefSeq, a predicted model, not a curated record